This is a messenger RNA of Nycticebus coucang (slow loris), 939 nucleotides long. RefSeq names its product zinc finger matrin-type 4 (gene ZMAT4). Lineage: Eukaryota; Metazoa; Chordata; Mammalia; Primates; Lorisidae. Gene Ontology annotation, molecular function: zinc ion binding; nucleic acid binding. The record is from RefSeq and is a predicted model, not a curated record. The transcript is spliced from 7 exons. The coding region runs from base 135 to 824 and encodes 229 amino acids.
GCGAGGUCUGGUCGCAGAGCCGCAGACGCGCGGUCCUCGGCGGCCCCAGCCCGCGGCACCCUCCACCGCUGGCCGGCGGCGAGCCCCUGGGCGCCAGCCCCUCCGCUCCGCCGAAAAGGUUCUCGCGUAGCCUGAUGAAGUCCUCCGAUAUCGAUCAGGAUUUAUUCACAGACAGCUAUUGCAAGGUGUGCAGCGCACAGCUUAUAUCCGAAUCUCAGCGUGUGGCCCAUUACGAGAGUCGAAAGCAUGCAAGCAAAGUCCGGCUGUAUUACAUGCUGCACCCCCGGGACGGGGGCUGUCCUGCCAAGAGGCUCCGCUCAGAGAAUGGGGGCGACGCCGACAUGGUGGACAAGAACAAGUGCUGCACGCUCUGCAACAUGUCCUUCACCUCCGCGGUGGUGGCCGACUCACACUACCAAGGCAAGAUCCACGCCAAAAGGUUAAAGCUGCUGCUGGGGGACAAGACGCCCCUAAAGACCACAGCUGCGCCCCUGAGUUCCCUGAAGCCCCCGCGGAUGGACGCCGCGCCGGUGGUCGCAUCUCCCUAUCAAAGAAGAGACUCAGACAGAUAUUGCGGGCUCUGUGCAGCCUGGUUCAAUAACCCUCUCAUGGCCCAGCAGCAUUAUGAUGGCAAGAAACACAAAAAGAACGCAGCCAGAGUCGCUUUGUUGGAACAGCUGGGUACCACCCUGGAUAUGGGAGAGCUGAGAGGUCUGAGGCGCAAUUACAGAUGUACCAUCUGCAGCGUCUCCCUGAACUCCAUAGAACAGUAUCACGCCCACCUCAAAGGCUCUAAACACCAGACCAACCUGAAGAAUAAGUAGUGAAAACAUCGAUCAAGAGAUAAGAAAACAUAUCAGCAUUUCUCUGCCGGGGAGAAUUUGCUUAGCACCCACCAGAGGAGGAUCUUUCUUGAACAAUGAACAUUUCUUACAAGGA